Conger conger (European conger) is the source of this 3619-nucleotide messenger RNA. Its product is annotated as relaxin receptor 2-like. The transcript has 19 exons. The record is from RefSeq and is a predicted model, not a curated record. Lineage: Eukaryota; Metazoa; Chordata; Actinopteri; Anguilliformes; Congridae. Gene Ontology annotation, cellular component: membrane. Bases 1 to 2601 code for a protein of 866 amino acids. Gene Ontology annotation, biological process: G protein-coupled receptor signaling pathway. Gene Ontology annotation, molecular function: G protein-coupled receptor activity; protein binding.
AUGGGACUUCAUUCCAUGAAGAAAUACAUUGUUGAAUCCCUAGCUUUGGGAAUCAUUCACCCAUCAUCAUCCCCAACAGGAACUGGAUUCUUCUUAGUGGACAAGAAAGGCAGGCCGCUGCACCCAUGUAUUGACUAUCGAGAUAUUACAGAAAAGAACCGUUACCCCCUACCGCUAAUCUCCUCUGCCUUGUCUACCUUACAAGGUUGCAAAAUCUUCACUGAAAUAGACCUUCACAAUGCCUAUUACUUGGUGCGGAUUCGAGAGUGGGAUGAGUGGAAGGCCACCUUUAAUACCCAAUCCGGUCACUAUGAGUACCUGGUGAUGAUAUCCAAGUUAGUGUAUGUAUACCUGGACGACAGCUUCAUGUUCUCCCGGACCCCUGAUAUGCAGCAGACUUGUGCAGCAGCAUUGAAUGACAUGCAGGCUGCAGCUUAUGACAAGGCCCUGAUUGGAUGGAAGCCAGAAGAGGCCCGUCCUGAGGGAUCCAGUGAGGAGCUGGGCGGCGGGUUUGUCAGGGGAGACGAUUGUCCGCUGGGGGAGUUCCCGUGCGGUAACCUGUCGGUGUGCCUGCCCCAGCCCCAACACUGCAACGGCGUGCGGGACUGCGCCAACGGAGCGGACGAGGAGAACUGCGUUGAUAACAGUGGAUGGCCUCACCUUUUUGAUGCGUUUCAGAAGACAAAUGUCCAAAAGUCAAAAGACUGCUUGCUGGAUGUGUUUCCUGAAGCCUGCCACUGUGAGGACAGGAGGGUGAACUGCAACAGCAGAGGGCUGAAGGAUGUUCCAACCUUGUCCUCCAAUGUCACUGCGCUUGAGCUGAAUAGCAACCAGAUAACAUCCCUUCCUCCAGACCUGUUCAUUCGAUACUGGAAUCUGGAGAGGCUGCACUUGCAAAAUAACAGCAUUAAAUCAGUAUCCGAACGGGCUUUCUCAGGACUCUACCACCUGCGCAGACUAUUUCUCAGUCAGAACAGGAUCACCAAGCUGAAGACAGGAGUUUUCAGAGAUCUUCACAGCCUGGAGUGGCUGAUACUGGAAGACAAUGAGAUAUCUUCUAUUGGACAGAAGUCAUUCAUAGGUCUGCGUUCAUUGUUCUUCUUAUCCCUGCUGAACAACUCACUGGAGCGUCUCCCAAAGAAGUCCUUCUGCCGCGAAAUGCCCAAGCUCAAUUGGCUGGAAAUGGAAGGUAACAGGAUUUCCACCUUACUGAGCUCCAGUUUCCAGGACUGCAGUGCCCUGACUGUCCUAGCUCUGCGGAGGAACCAGCUACAGACGAUCGAAGAGGGGACGUUUUCUGCAACGCAGAGACUUAUAGACCUGGACCUGUCGGUAAACAGAAUACUGGAACUUCCCCCGUCUCUAUUUCGAAAUCUGCAAAGCUUAAAGCAGCUGAAUAUUUCAAACAACCCUCUGACUCAUCUUUAUGAAGACCAGUUUGACAGUUUCAUCAAUCUUCAGUCAUUGGGGAUGGAGGGAGUUGAAAUCCCAAAUAUUAGCAUUCGGAUGUUCAGAUCACUCAGCAACCUUUCUCACAUAUACUUUAAGAAGUUUGAGUACUGUGGCUACUCGCCAAAUGUGCGGAGCUGCAAGCCCAACACGGACGGCAUCUCCUCCUUUGAGAACCUGCUGGCCAACAUCAUCCUGCGUGUCUUCGUCUGGGUGGUGGCCUUCGUCAUCUGCUUCGGCAACGUUUUCGUCAUCUGCCUGCGCUCCUGCUUGGCCUCAGACAACCGGCACCACACCAUGUCAAUAAAGUCUCUGUGCUGUGCUGACUGUCUGAUGGGGGUGUACCUGUUCUUCAUCGGGGCCUUUGACAUCAAGUACUGUGGCGAGUACAACCGCCAUGCCCAGAUAUGGAUGGAGAGCCUGUCCUGCCAGUUGAUCGGUUCCCUUGCAAUGCUCUCCACUGAAGUGUCGGUCAUGCUGUUGACCUACAUGACCCUGGAGAAGUAUGUGUGCAUUGUCUUCCCCUUUCACAACUACCGGGCGGGCCGCAAACAGACCCUAACCACGCUGGUGUGCAUCUGGGUGCUGGGCUUCAUCAUCGCAGUCAUCCCCUUCUGGGACAAACAGACGUUCGGGAACUACUACGGCCGAAACGGAGUCUGCUUCCCCCUCCACUCUGACCUCGCAGAGAAGCCGGGAGCACGCUGCUACUCCACCGGGAUAUUCCUCGGUUUGAACCUCUUUGCUUUCGUGAUGAUUGUCUUCUCCUACACCAGCAUGUUCUUAUCCGUACGCAAAACCGGUGCCAAAACAGCACGCCAAAGCGCCUUCGAUCAAGAGGUCACCAUCGCGAAGCGCUUCUUCUUCAUCGUGUUCACGGAUGCCCUUUGCUGGAUGCCCAUAUUUCUACUCAAAAUCCUGUCGCUCUUACAGGUGGAGAUCACAGGUACCAUCAUACUAUGGGUGGUCAUCUUCAUCCUGCCCAUAAACAGCGCCUUGAAUCCUAUCCUGUACACCAUGACGACCACGUCCUUCAGGGGGCGCCUCAAACUCUGUCUCCAGAUGAAGUGGCAGCAGCUGGCGAUGAAGGAGACCUCUCACGACAUCGGCAUGAUCUACAAGCACAGCACCACUGUCACAAGGUCAUCGUGAACAACGCACACCACCACCACCCCCUAGUCACAGGAUGGGGGAAAUGAGUGUUUCCAUGGUCCGCGCGCGCACACACACACACACACACACACACAUAUACACGCACUGCUCAGCUCCUGUGCGUACCUGCCCUGCGGAGAGACAGCAGGCACAGGUGGGGGGAAUACGAGUGGUAUUCAGUGUGCUUUAAGGUCGCAAUUUCUCAGGCAUUGGGUGAGAGAACUGGAUUCUGCUGCUUUCUGCUGACUGACUCGUGCUGCGACAAAGGUCAGCAAGAUUGCACAGUGCUGUCAGCGUACGAAGCCAGCUCACCUCCCGACUGGGCCCCUCAUUCUAGAAAGUUCCAGUCAGAGCUGGAGAUGAGAGGUGGUCUGGUCAAGGGGUGUAGACUGCAGCAGCAUGUGCUGUGCUUGUGUUUGUUUUGUUGUGAUUACCUGAUGUGCGCUCUCGUGCCCUGUCCGUUCCAUGCCUUACUCACAACUGUCAUGUGUAAAGCGCUAAAAUGGCUGAACAAGGUUGAACAAGUAACAUCAUUUCUUUAAAGAGGAUAAUAUACACGUAAUGCUUUUAUCGAUUUCAGUUCAUUGUAAUAUGACAUAUUUUGAGAAUUUAUGACAUCAUUUUAAGAAAUACUAAAAGGGAAAAAAUAUUUAAUACCAUUGAGGUGAGGAUCCUGAAAUUGUGAAAACAUUAAAAACAUAUUUUCUUAUGGGGAAAAAUCUGUGUUCUUUAUGUAAAUGUCCUGGAGGGCACGUAUUUUCAGCAUUAGGGGUGCUUUUGAGAUGAAUGACCACACAGAGCUCCAGUAAGAUUUGUCCUGCUGCUUUUUCAGUGACUGCUGUGCCAGUUGCGGAAAUUGCCAGAACGAAUGUUCAGAUGUGUUUUCUUUGUGUUUAAUGCAGAAAGAUACCGGCAGAGUAAAUAUCCAUGGGGUGAGCGUGAUUAAGGGUACUGUUCAUUCCAUCAAUAUCAUUUCUGUGUAUAUUACUGGGCACUCAUAAUGUGACUUUCCAAGAGA